Messenger RNA from Myxocyprinus asiaticus (Chinese sucker), 6765 nucleotides. RefSeq names its product phosphatidylinositol 4,5-bisphosphate 3-kinase catalytic subunit alpha isoform-like. Lineage: Eukaryota; Metazoa; Chordata; Actinopteri; Cypriniformes; Catostomidae. Gene Ontology annotation, cellular component: phosphatidylinositol 3-kinase complex, class IA; cytoplasm; plasma membrane. Bases 392 to 3601 code for a protein of 1069 amino acids. The record is from RefSeq and is a predicted model, not a curated record. Gene Ontology annotation, biological process: cell migration; phosphatidylinositol-mediated signaling; phosphatidylinositol-3-phosphate biosynthetic process. The transcript is spliced from 20 exons. Gene Ontology annotation, molecular function: 1-phosphatidylinositol-3-kinase activity; 1-phosphatidylinositol-4-phosphate 3-kinase activity.
UUGUGUUUGUCAUCAUCUGUCUUGUGCAGUCACUCCCUCUCUGUCUGGAGCACAUUUACAUCAGCGCUUAUUCAAUACUGACUGCAUUUUUGACGUUUCUUAUCCCAUUCACCGGAUAUUGGAAAGUAUGCAUUUUGUCUUUGUCCCUCGGUAAUGCAAGAUUUGUGUGUCGCUGCUGGGGUGAUGGAGAGGCGGUGUGUGUCAGAGCGGGGCGGCUAGAGGCCCAGCACAACCCCGCGCUGGAUUUACAGCUCCGACCGAGCGAGAGAACACCAAUAGCGGAUUACUGCACAUCAACCCUCCGGUAUAGACCCAUACUAGUUGCACCCAUAAAUGAGAAAAAGAGGUUGGCGAUUUGUUUCAAUAUUCAAGAUUGUGAGGACUACAAACCAUGCCUCCAAGGCCAUCCUCAGGAGAACUAUGGGGCAUCCAUUUGAUGCCACCCAGAAUUCAGGUGGACUGUUUGCUGCCCAAUGGCAUCAUCCUGACGCUGGAAUGCCUCCGGGAGGCCACGCUUAUCACAAUCAAACAUGAACUAUUUAAGGAGGCGAGGAAGUGCCCUCUCCACCACCUGCUGCAGGAGGAGACCUCGUAUAUUUUCGUCAGCGUAACGCAAGAGGCGGAGCGUGAGGAGUUCUACGAUGAAACGAGAAGACUUUGUGAUCUUCGGUUAUUCCAGCCCUUCCUGAAGGUCAUUGAGCCUGUAGGAAACAGAGAGGAGAAAAUCCUCAAUAGAGAAAUCGGUUUUGCCAUUGGCAUGCCAGUGUGUGAGUUUGAUCUAGUGAAGGAUCCUGAGGUGCAAGACUUCAGGAGAAAUAUUCUUAAUGUCUGCAAAGACUCUGUAGAACUGCGAGAUGCCAGCGGAUCACACAGUCGAGCGCUUUACGUUUAUCCUCCUAACGUAGAGUCCUCACCGGAGCUUCCAAAGCACAUAUAUGGCAAAUUAGACAAAGGUCAAAUCAUCGUGGUUAUCUGGGUGAUCGUCUCUCCCAACAAUGACAAGCAGAAGUACACGCUGAAGAUCAAUCAUGAUUGUGUACCUGAGCAGGUGAUCGCUGAAGCCAUCAGGAAGAAGACCCGGAGCAUGCUGCUGUCAGCCGAGCAGCUGAAGAUGUGCGUACAGGAGUAUCAGGGCAAGUACAUCCUGAAGGUCUGUGGUUGUGACGAGUAUCUUCUGGAAAAGUAUCCCAUCAGUCAGUACAAGUAUAUACGGAGUUGCAUUAUGCUGGGUCGCAUGCCAAACCUCAUGCUUAUGUCCAAGGACAGUCUUUAUACCCAGCUGCCCAUGGACAACUUCACCAUGCCCUCUUAUGCCCGCCGCAUCUCCACCGCCACGCCUUACAUGAAUGGCGAAGCCUCCACCAAAUCUCUCUGGACCAUUAACAGCACUCUAAGGAUACGUGUCCUCUGCGCCACAUACGUUAAUGUGAAUAUUCGGGACAUUGACAAGAUUUAUGUGCGAACAGGGAUCUAUCAUGGAGGAGAACAGCUGUGUGACAAUGUAAACACUCAACGUGUCCCGUGUUCCAACCCAAGAUGGAAUGAGUGGCUGACCUAUGACAUGUACAUUCCUGAUGUCCCACGGGCGGCUCGACUGUGUCUGUCCAUCUGCUCCGUGAAAGGAAGGAAGGGGGCAAAAGAGGAGCACUGUCCAUUGGCCUGGGGAAACGUCAACCUCUUCGACUACACGCACACUUUGGUGGCAGGGAAGAUGGCGCUGAAUCUGUGGCCGGUACCACACGGCCUGGAAGACCUCCUCAACCCGAUUGGUGUCACGGGAUCCAACCCUAACAAGGAAACGCCCUGUCUAGAGCUGGAGUUUGAUUAUUUCAGCUCUCCUGUGAAGUACCCUGACAUGGCCACCAUUGAGGAUCACGCUAACUGGAUAAUAUCCAGGGAGAUGGGAUACAAUUACUGCCAGUCUGGACAGAGCAGCAGACUGGCACGAGAUCACGCCAUGACGGAGACUGAUAUAGAGCAACUUCGGCAGCUGAGCAACAGGGACCCGCUUUCUGAGAUCACAGAGCAGGAGAAAGACUUCCUCUGGAGACACAGGCAGUAUUGUGUAAACAUACCAGAUAUCCUGCCAAAGAUCCUACUGGCGGUGAAGUGGAAUUCCCGCGAUGAAGUCGCACAGAUGUAUUGCCUUCUUAAAGACUGGCCGGCGAUAAAGCCAGAACAAGCCAUGGAGCUGCUGGACUGUAACUAUCCUGAUCCAAUGAUUCGAGACUUUGCAGUUCGGUGUCUUGAGAAGUACCUGACCGAUGAUAAACUCUCUCAGUACCUCAUUCAGUUGGUCCAGGUUUUGAAGUACGAGCAGUAUCUUGAUAAUCCACUGGUGCGAUUUCUGCUGAAAAAAGCUCUUACCAACCAGAGGAUUGGACACUUCUUCUUUUGGCAUUUGAAGUCAGAGAUGCACAAUAAAACGGUGAGUCAGCGGUUCGGUCUGCUGCUCGAGUCGUACUGCCGGGCGUGUGGUAUGUACCUGAAGCACUUGAGCAGACAGGUGGAGGCCAUGGAGAAGCUCAUCAACCUCACAGACAUCCUCAAACAGGAGAAGAAGGAUGAGACUCAGAAGGUGCAAAUGAAGUUCCUGGUGGAGCAGAUGAGGAGACCCGACUACAUGGAUGCCCUCCAAAACUUCACCUCUCCACUCAACCCCGCCCACCAGCUGGGUAACCUGCGACUUGAAGAUUGUAGGAUCAUGUCCUCAGCUAAGAGACCGCUGUGGCUCAACUGGGAAAACCCUGACAUCAUGUCUGAACUUCUCUUCCAGAACAAUGAGAUCAUCUUCAAGAACGGAGAUGACCUGCGGCAGGACAUGCUAACCCUUCAGAUCAUCAGGAUAAUGGAGAACAUUUGGCAAAAUCAGGGGCUGGACCUGAGAAUGCUCCCGUACGGCUGUCUGUCUAUUGGAGACUGUGUGGGUCUCAUAGAGGUGGUGAGAAGUUCUCACACCAUCAUGCAGAUUCAGUGUAAAGGAGGCCUGAAGGGGGCGCUGCAGUUUAACAGUUCAACGCUGCAUCAGUGGCUGAAGGACAAGAACAAGGGCGAGAUGUACGACAUGGCGGUCGACUUAUUCACACGAUCCUGCGCUGGCUAUUGUGUGGCCACCUUUAUUCUGGGCAUCGGUGACCGACACAACAGCAACAUCAUGGUGAAGGACGACGGGCAGCUGUUUCAUAUAGAUUUCGGUCACUUUUUGGACCACAAGAAGAAGAAGUUUGGCUACAAGCGAGAGCGAGUGCCGUUCGUCUUAACUCAAGACUUCUUAAUAGUGAUCAGCAAAGGAGGAACACAAGAGUGCACUAAAACCAGAGAGUUUGAGAGGUUCCAGGAGAUGUGCUACAAAGCUUACUUAGCCAUCAGACAGCACGCCAACCUGUUCAUCAACCUCUUCUCCAUGAUGCUGGGCUCGGGCAUGCCAGAGCUGCAGUCCUUCGAUGACAUCGCUUACAUCCGCAAGACGCUGGCGCUGGACAAAACCGAGCAGGAAGCCCUGGACUAUUUCAUGAAGCAGAUGAAUGAUGCUCACCACGGCGGAUGGACCACCAAGAUGGACUGGAUCUUCCACACCAUACGUCACCACGCCCAAAACUGAGCCGAAGCGGCGGGACACAGGGCCGUAUGAUGGGCCAAAACGAGACCCUUAUUCUAGGGCACGCUGUCUGAUGUAUGCCAUAGGGAAUUACGACACCCACCCAAACCUCAUGUACAAAUGCGUCUGAUCUCCAGCAUUGUCCAUUAUAGUCUCUUUUUCCCCUCGAGCUGCUCUUUUCCUGGAGAGUCAAUUCUUCUUAUUAAUAUUUAUGAUGGGUUUUUUUGUGUGGGGAAAAACAAAUGUUGUUGGAGAAAAGCGUUCUGUACUUUUCAGCAGCUUUUGCGGGAAUGUUCUCGUCUUCCUGUUUAAAACUACAAAUGCCUUCGAAUAUGCACGAAACUCUCCGAGAACACUCUAGAAAACAGGGUAUGGCUUACUGCCUGGCCUUUGUUUUCCAAACCAACACUAAUCCCCUGAAAGGCAAUGGAGGCGUUGCAGCGCGAAACUGAUGGUGCUGAUCUUCGUCAAGACGCUGAAGUGUUUCGUGUUUGUUGAGUUCACUCUGCCGCACAGACACGGAUGAUAAGCUUUCUUCCUUACAUGCACAGCGAGCGGAAACGAUGUGUACCCGAUUAUGCACUGGAUGAAUUUUCUCAUACUCUCACAUAGUAGCACUACACACUUCUCAAGAUGCACAUAACACUCUUAUCUAACGCAGCAGUUCCUCUUGUGCUUGACCGAGAUACACGAUACCUGAUAUAAUGCAGAUAUAUAUGCAACACAAGUCAACGAUGGCACAUGAAAUGAACACAGUUUUUUGCCAUUCUGUCCUACACGACACAAAAACUCAGAUAAAUGGCCUCAAUCCAAAGUGUGCAUUUUGACACAAAGAUGAACUACCACUGUCAUUUGGCCAUAAGGUCUGAAAAUAGUCAAAUAUCCACCCAUGAAUCGACCUGGCCAAUAUAUAAAUGUGCCCGUCCACUAGUUGGGACGUAUUUGAAUAGUUCCUCCCCAUAGAUGAAUGAUGUUUUCCUGUUUCCAGUGUGCAAAUUAGCAGAGGACACUACAGUACAGUGCAGUAUCACUACACAUAGUAUAUGUGCGGACAGUCUGUCCUCCUGAAAGACUUGUCGUGAAGUGAAUAUCUCAGAUGUUGAGAGGGGUUGAGCUAACAAGACCGCACACACACAGUAUAUCAUGUGUAAGUAAUUAGGGCUAAUUUAGGGCUUCAGUGGAAUGAAGUGGCUCUUGCACAAACGGAGCGUUCUCGUUCAACGGAAAUGGCAAAAACAGGAAAACGGCGCCCUCUGUGGUCGGGUUAAGUGCCUUGCUUGGGGCCGACAGUUCCAGCUGCUCCCGCUACGACUACGUCUUCAAUUCCCGAACAAACAAGCACUCCAGCAUCAGCACCAUCUGGCCUGGUGUUUCACGAGAUCCACAUAUUCUCUCUCGUCAUUCAGUCUAAACGCCUGUCGUGUUUCUGCAUUACUUUAAAGCUGUGAAAAUGUACAAAUGAGGUGCAAUCGUGCUAUUUAAAUAGAUAAAUCGCUACUAUUUCUUGCACACCUUUUUAUGUAUGUUGUUUUGUUCUCGUUGCAGCUCAGUAUGACAUUGAUCAUACCCGCAUAACCGCCUGAAACGUAAAUGAUCAUGAACCGUUUUUAUGGAGGAAAGGACACAUGCUCGUCAUGAGGGUUUUUGCUGAAACAAUCUGAAAGACCGAGCUGAAUUUGAGUUUUCUUCUUAAACUCAUCCUUUGAUCAUUUUCUGAACCAGUGUGAAAAUAUCUAAACCUCCUUAAAUCAUCUUCUUGAGAAGCCCAAUUGUGUAAGAUAAGACUUGUUUUCAAGGACUUUUUCUUGCCACAUUAGCAAACCGAGUGAUGUUUAUGCUCGAAACGAGAAAUGCAAUCUGCCACUGGUGUAAGAAAACACAACAAGACUUGUACAAUUUUGCUUCUCAAGUACAUUAAUCUUUUUGUUUACUGGAAGAGUGAUUAAUAAAAUGAUUUUCCGCCUGUGACUUGCUAUUGUAGUUUUCUGCACUUAUGCAUUCAUUUGAUAAACAUCACCUUUUGUAAAAUGCGUUGUAACUCUGCAGUAAACACAUGAACAGAUAUCCACAUGGCCUCAGACUGAUGUAUGCAGGUGUUUCGUGCACUUUGUAUUCCUCCGUUCUUUCUCUCUUUGCCUUCAGUCCUGUGGGACACUUUAAUCUCCUGCAUGUGUUUUAAGCAGCUCUUUUAAUUGCUGUAGAAGUUAGUGACGAUCAGCAGCUUAUGUUCGCUCUCUCCGAAAGCCAUUUAAUGCAUGCUUCUGUUCAAUCUAUGUGUGUCGUUGUCUGUACAGGCUACAGAUCUUGGGCUGGACCCGCUAAAAAAAAAAACAAGCCCAUUCACAAAAGUCUAAUGUGAUCAAAAGCUUUCUAAUUUACCUUUUUUAAAUCAUUUAACAACUCACUUGCAUAAUCUAUUGAGAUGCAGAAGUUCUGGAGUCUUUUGUAUGACAAAGGAAAAAAGAGAAAAACAACACAAUGUUUAAUAAGAUGCAGUUGUACUUGAAUAUCAUUGUUGGGAACCGUGUUUGCGUGUCAAUGUUGCAUCACACUGAAGGUUCACUUGCAUAGGCAAUUUCAUACCGAUGAUGAAUGUUUCAAUGGUUUGCUUAUGAGAAACUCUACUUCACUAAUAAAAAAAAAAAUCAUUUGAAUUUAAAGGAAACCCAAUUGUACACGUGUUUGCUGUUUUAUAAGACUGUCAGGAGGAGUAUAUGGAGGAUAUAAUGAAAGGUCAAAGCGGUUUUCUGUGCUUUUCUGAAAUGGUUGGAGUGGUUACAUUUAUCUCUCUGUAACACUGUUGCAUUUUACUCAUUAUGUGUUGAUGUCAUAGAGAUAUAGUUUUCUUUACUAUCACCAUUAUGAAAUAAUAUAAAACGGGCCAAAUACUUUUCUUUACCUGCUUCCCUGCAUGAGGUUCAAAAGUAAAAUAUACAAUGGAGUAAAAAAAAAAAAAAAAAAAGGAAAACAUCACAAAGUUGCCCAAGUGUUUUUGUUGAUCAUCUGUCAUGUGGGGGAUUUUUGGCCUGUGACUGCAUUCAGCACAAACCAUCUAUUUCUGUUCAUUUUCAUUGUGCACUUCAGUUCAAGAGUCGCUUUGUAUUCAAUCUGUCUUCAAUAUUUUGAGUGUUAUGUGACUAUGUACAAAUAAACGUAUUUCAAAAACA